Messenger RNA from Suillus bovinus, 1491 nucleotides. RefSeq names its product kinase-like domain-containing protein. NCBI's taxonomy places the organism in Eukaryota, Fungi, Basidiomycota, Agaricomycetes, Boletales, Suillaceae. The record is from RefSeq and is a predicted model, not a curated record. The transcript has 10 exons. Bases 1 to 1491 code for a protein of 496 amino acids.
AUGGUCAGCUCCGGUUCGGCAUUUGCCAGUUUGUCAGAAGUUUGGCAAUUAUUCUGGCUCAAGCCAGUCCAGGCCGAAAUGCAAAAGUGGCAGUUGGGUGGCAGAAUAUUAGUCACUUUCCUCUCAGCUAUUGUAUACAUCAUGGAUAAGGUCCCUACUCGAGUUGAUGGAAGGUUUAGGGUGGGAGAUGUGUUGGGGUUUGGCUCGUACGCUGUUGUGUAUCGCACAUGGAAUAUCAUCAAGGAUAACGCAGUCGCCAUCAAGCUUGAACCUAUCAACCACUCAUCUUCCGUGCAGCGUGAAUACCGCAUUUUGAAAAACCUUGAAGGUGGUAUUGGGAUUCCCUGUGCCCUUUGGAGACCAGCUGAUCAGUCGAAUGUUGUGGUGGGCCUUGGCGAUUUGAAGCACACCGCCUUUCUCAUUGAUUUUGGCACCGCAAAGGAAUUCUGGAACACAUCGACUAGGAGUCCAUAUACCAUUUUGCCAAGUGACCAAGAGAAGCUUUCCAGCUCUUCCAUACUCGAGCACAAAGUCAACACUACCAUCGAAGUUUUGUGUCAAGGAAUUCCUGUCCAAUUUGCAACAAUUCUCAUUUACAUGUGUGCUCUCACAUUCUCAGAGGACCCUGACUACAACCACAUUCGUUCCUUACUUUGUGUACUUCAUUCUACAUCACCUGCUCCAGCAAGCACACAGCUGGAUUUCAGCAAGCCUGAUGUGCCUACCACACAUCCCCUUCCAUGCUAUGAUGAACCCUGGGAAAUCAAGGCAGUGCCUUCAAGUCCAUGCCCGCCCGCCGCUUCACAGAUCAUCUUUUACAUGGUCACCCAUGGGCCACAGUCACCCACUGUCUGCACAAGGACCUUAUCCCAUCCAUUCUGUUGUGAUCUAGAGAGCCUCUGGGCCCUCUGCUGGAGUCAAUCGCCUCUAGCUACUUUGCUAGCGACACCUAUGGAUUUUCCAUCAGGGACUUGCAAUCACUGCACGUUGGCGUGCUCUGGGGUUUCCCAUGGUGAAAACCUAUAUAGACAGCACCACCAUGCCUCCUCGACGGAAGAACACUUUUGGGUUGCUCCCAAAGCUGCUCCUGCUCUCAUUACUGCCGCUCCUGCUCCCAUUACUGCCACUCCUCUUACUGCAACUCCUCUUACUGCAACUCCUGCUGUUGCUCCCAUUGCUGCUGCAGCAAAUGUGUCUGUGCUUCAAAAUCCCCCAAGACGUCGUCAGCUUCCUGUUAGAUUCAGAGAUAAUGGUUCAAAUCCCACUGCAGACAAAGGGGAAUCCUUUCACCUCGAGAACAUCUCUGAUGAUGAGGAAGAUGAAGCGGCCAACCCUCCUGCACUCACAGUAACGCCUGUUGUAUGCCCUAGUCCACUCCAGACUGCGAUGAAUACUGCCAGAACUGACCCUCUGGCCACUGGUGGCCGAGCCAAACCACCUAAAUCCUCUGCCGACGUUCAUUUCUUCUAUAGACAGGACCCUGUCACUUAG